GGACCUAUCGGGUCUACCAGCUUACUGUGCCACCAUCAACCAGAGCGUCGCCACCAUGAGUUUCUUCAACAACUUCAUCCAGAACGUCAGCAACACGGUCAGCAACCUGAAUCUGAGUCCGAAGCGGUUCCCGUUCGGCGCUCGCCAGGAGAGCGCGGCCGGUCUGCAGAGGACCGAGAGUGCCGGAGGGGCGGCGGCGGCGGCGGCAGCGCGGGGACGGGGAAGUCCCCUGCAGGGAGCGGCCGCCGCGCCACCAGUGGGUUCCGUGGGCAGGACGGCCAGCCUGCCGGCCCCCUGCGGACCCGGCACACCCAAGUCGCCCCGCUCCAGUCAGAAGAAGAGACGUGCCAAGCUACUGCUGGCUACCUCGACGCAGAAGAGGGAUAUUCUGUACGAGACCAGCAACUCAGGAGUUCAGGAGACGGACGGCUCGUUUUUCGAGGCGUUUGCGUCGUUGCCAUGGCGACAGGAGAACCGCCGAAUGCAGAGUCUGAAGGAAGAGGAGGAGCAGAAGGACCGUCCGCCGCCCAGCGAGGCAACCGCCGGCCUCCAGCCCAAGAGGGUCGUGGUCAGCCAGCAGGAGCGUGAGAACCUGUACGUGGAGGUGCUGUACACGGUGAAGCACAAGGUGGGGGCGACCACGUCCGAGCACUCGUCGCUGGUGGACGAGCUCAACGACUACACGCAGGAGGCGUUCCACUUCUCCCGGGACGAGCACCAGAGGAUGAUGACCAUCGCCAGUGAUGAGAAGCCGCCCAUCGUCAUCCUGAACCUGGUAGUGGUUGAGGCCAGCGGUCUCGAGGCCAAGGAUGCUGACG
Messenger RNA from Amphibalanus amphitrite, 818 nucleotides. RefSeq lists its product as uncharacterized. Lineage: Eukaryota; Metazoa; Arthropoda; Thecostraca; Balanomorpha; Balanidae. The record is from RefSeq and is a predicted model, not a curated record. The annotation marks the transcript as partial. The transcript is spliced from 4 exons.